AAAAGGUGAGAAACAAUAUAAGAAUUGGCUGAACAUCAAAUCCACAAAUACACCAACAUAAUUACAUUGCAUUGCUUCUUCAGAUUGUAAGGCAAGAAAAAUGGGUGUAUAUUCGUUGUAUUUUGCGGCUUUGCUUCUCAUCAGUGGGAUGCUUCUUAUGAUUGAGGCAGAUGUUCACUACUAUGACUUUGUUUUGAAGGAGACAAACUUUACAAAGCUAUGCAGCACAAAAAGCAUGUUGGUGGUGAAUGAGAGUUUUCCGGGACCAGUGAUUCGUGCUCACAAGGGAGAUACUCUGUAUGUUAAUGUUCAUAAUCAAGGGAAUUACGGUCUCACCAUUCACUGGCAUGGAGUGAAGCAACCAAGGAAUCCGUGGUCAGAUGGCACUGUUUUCGUUACACAAUGUCCAAUUCAACCAGGCACAAAUUUCACCUAUGAGGUUAUCUUUUCUGAUGAAGAAGGGACCCUUUGGUGGCAUGCUCACAGCAAUUUUACCCGUCAAAGUGUUCAUGGAGCAAUUAUAAUUUAUCCUGCCAAAGGAACCACAUAUCCCUUUCCCGAACCUGAUGGAGAAGAGGUCUUAGUGCUUGGAGAUUGGUAUACAGUUGAUGUUAAUCGUGUCAUUAAUGAGGAGUUGAGUGAGGGAGGCUUCUCAACACAUGAACCCGAUUCUUUCGUCAUCAAUGGUGAACCUGGAGACUUUUGGGAUUGUUCAAAGGAAACAAUACAUCGCUUUUUAGUUGAUUAUGGGAAGACCUAUUUGCUACGUUUUGUAAAUGUCCCCAUUGAUGAGUCCACAUACUUUGCAAUUGCUGGACAUAAUCUUACAGUUGUUGGAAUUGAUGGUGCCUACGUUAAGCCUAUACUCUCAAGCUUUAUAAUGAUGGCUCCAGGACAAACCAUGGACGUCUUGCUCAAAGCAAACCAAUCUCUUGGUGAAUAUUACAUGGCUACUAGAAAUUACUUUUCUACCACCCUUCGUUCAGUGAACUUCAUUCAAAUAAAUGCUACUGCUAUUCUACAAUACAGAGGCAACUACAAUACUUCGUUAGCUCCUUUAUACCCGAGGGAUACUCUUCCUUAUACCAUUGACUACAAAACUGGAAUAAAUUUUACUUCAAAAUUUCGAAGUUUAGCGAGCAAGGAGCAUCCGGUUGAUGUGCCUAAGAAUGUAACCACUAGAAUGUUUGUGACAGUUUCUUUGAAUGAAAAUAGUAAAGACUUUUUUCUAUACUUAGCUGCAAGCUUAAACAACGUUACAUGGGUUGAUCCUGAUGUAAGUGCACUGGAAGCCUACUACUGGAACAUGACUGGGUAUUACACUACAGAUUUUCCCGACGAGCCACCAACAUAUUUCAAUUUCUUAGAAAAAUAUUUGGGGCUUAAUGUCUCACAGUCCUUGAUGGCAACAAAGGUUAAGGUGCUUGAAUACAAUGAGGAGGUUGAAGUAGUUUUUCAGUCCACAAAUGUGUUCAAUUUAUCACAAAAUCAUCCAAUGCAUCUGCACGGAAAUAGCUUUUACGUAGUGGCAAUGGGUGAAGGGAUUUUUGAUAAAGAUAAGGAUCCAAAAGGAUACAAUCUUGUUGAUCCACCGUAUCAAAAUAAUGCUAUAGUUCCAAAGUCUGGAUGGUUUGCGCUUAGAUUCAGAGCAAGUAAUCCUGGAGUAUGGUUUAUGCAUUGUCACAUUGAACAUCACUACACAUUUGGAAUGAACACAGUUUUCAUUGUGAAAAAUGGUAACACUCCUGAGACAAGUUUGCGAGACCCUCCUACAAGUUUUCCUUCCUGUAGAACUUCAUCAACUCAUGGAAUUCAAAAAUCUAGAAGUUCAACUGAAAAUUCUAUUAAAUUAAGCACGAUUUGAUAGGGAUGUUUGAUGUAAUGACUAAACCAGUGCCUUUACUAGCUUAAAUUUGUUUUGUCUUUUGAAUAAGAUGCAAUGGAUCAUAUUUAGUAGAUGUUUCAUAAUCUGUUUUUCCGCUCUAAGUGUAGAUCCAUUUUAUUGAUAUGAUUAGGAAGAGUGAUGUUAUAAUAACCUAUCCUUAAUUGC
Rubroshorea leprosula is the source of this 2050-nucleotide messenger RNA. The record is from the annotation of a GenBank genome assembly. NCBI's taxonomy places the organism in Eukaryota, Viridiplantae, Streptophyta, Magnoliopsida, Malvales, Dipterocarpaceae.